This is a messenger RNA of Mesocricetus auratus (golden hamster), 1180 nucleotides long. RefSeq names its product 40S ribosomal protein S2-like. Gene Ontology annotation, biological process: translation. Bases 528 to 1079 code for a protein of 183 amino acids. Gene Ontology annotation, cellular component: cytosolic small ribosomal subunit; ribosome. Gene Ontology annotation, molecular function: structural constituent of ribosome; RNA binding. The record is from RefSeq and is a predicted model, not a curated record. NCBI's taxonomy places the organism in Eukaryota, Metazoa, Chordata, Mammalia, Rodentia, Cricetidae. The transcript has a single exon.
UAAAUUAUCCCAUCUGCCUUUUGCCUCUGGGCUUUUUCCUUCUCUUACUUCUGUGGUCUUACUUUCUCUCCUACCCCACGGCUGGCUGGGUGGCUGGCCCCUUCUUUUCUCCCUCCUUCAUCUCUCUGGUUUCUCUCUUUUUCCUUCCAUUUUUUCUCUCAGCCUGUCAGCCUCACCUAUCCGUCCUCCUGCUUUGCUGUUGACCAGUCAGCUCUUUAUUAGCCCAAUCAGGUGUUUUAGACAGGCAAAGUAACAGAGCCUCGCAGAGUUAAACAAAUGCCACAUAAAAGAGCGCAGCCCAUCUUUGCAUCGUUAAACAAAUGUUCUGCUUCUUCUACUUCGGGAAAACGCCAAGUGGCGGAUGACACCGGUGCAGCGGGAGGGCCUGGGGGCCCGGGAUUAGGCGGCCAUGGCAGCGGUCUCAGGGGCCUCGGUUGAGGCUGUGGUUGAGGCCUCGGGGCUCGGGGAGGUAAAGCAGAGACAAGGAGUGGAUCCCCAUCACCAGGCUGGGCCGCCUGGUUAAGGACAUGGAGAUCAAGUCCCUGGAGGAGAUCUACCUGUUCUCCCUGCCCGUUAAGGAAUCUGAAAUUAUUGAUUUUUUUCUGCCCGCAUCCCUAAAGGAUGAGGUUCUAAAAAUCAUGCCAGUACAGAAGCAGACUCAGGCUGGCCAGCGGACCAAGUUCAAGGCUUUUGUUGCUAUUGGGGACUACAAUGGUCAUGUUGGUCUUGGUGUUAAGUGCUCCAAGGAGGUAGCCACAGCCAUCCAGGGGGGCCAUCAUCUUGACCAAGCUUUCCAUUGUUCCUGUAUAGAGAGGCUACUGGGGGAACAAGAUUGGCAAGCCCCACACUGUCCCAUGCAAAGUGACAGGCCGCUGUGGCUCUGUGUUGGUGCCUCUCAUCCCUGCUCCCAGAGGCACUGGCAUCGUCUCUGCUCCUGUGCCCAAGAAACUACUGAUGAUGGCGUUGUUGACGACUGCUACACAUCAGCCAGGGGCUGCACUGCCACCCUGGGUAACUUUGCCAAGGCCAUCUUUGAUGCCAUCUCCAAGACCUACAGCUACCUGACCCCCGACCUCUGAAAAGAGACUGUGUUCACCAAGUCUCCUUAUCAGGAAUUCACGGACCAUCUUGUGAAAGCCCACACCAGAGUCUCUGUUCAGAGGACCCAGGCUCCAGCUGU